Messenger RNA from Anopheles coustani, 386 nucleotides. It is a transcript of the gene sloth1, whose product is annotated as small integral membrane protein 4. Bases 88 to 327 code for a protein of 79 amino acids. Lineage: Eukaryota; Metazoa; Arthropoda; Insecta; Diptera; Culicidae. The record is from RefSeq and is a predicted model, not a curated record. The transcript is spliced from 2 exons.
CAUUAGAUGUGUGACAAUUAUGUAAAAAAGUGGCCAAUUUAGAAAAUCUGUUUCGUGGUGAUUUUCAUACGGCGAACCACGUUUUAAAUGAUUGUUCGCAAGAGUAAAACAUUGAAGCAACUUCUGGAUAAAUGGCCCGGUAAAAGCAUCUUCGGCAUUUAUCGCUUUUUGCCGAUAUUCUUCGGGCUCGGAGCAGCGCUGGAGUUUUCGAUGAUCCACUGGCGAGUUGGGGAUACCAAUUUCUAUAAUACGUUCAAGAAGCGACAGGCAAAGGAAAUUGUGGAGGAAAGGCUACGAUUACAUCAGCUAGAACCGAUUCGGGAAUAGAUUGUUCAACACGGUGAAAUAGCAACGGUCCGAUCAUGCCUGCCGGUGUUCCUAUGCGA